CAUUUGAGCGUCACUGUACCUAUUUGUUUUAAUAUUGGUGGGGGCGGAGCGGUCAGUUAUCCCUCCCCUUUAACUGGGUGGGCAAAAGAUAAGGAGCCUGCUUUUCUGGGUGACUUUGGUCAAACUUCUCCUACUGUCUGGCCGUCAGUUUCCCCAGCUGUAAAAUGAGGGCUUGCCCUGUAGUUUCCAAAUUCCGCUGUGGCAUGUAAAUUCCCGGGGGAGAGUUCUUUUAAAAUUCAGAAAUUGUGGCUCGGAGUUCAGUCAUUUUGGUUCUUGCAGGCUAGCCAGCUGAUCCUGAUGCCCGUCCAGGUGCGGGAGACACUGGACCAGAUUGUCCCCAGGGGCCCCUCCAGCUUUACCGUCCUCUGCUCCCUUCUUCAGGACAUGGACUUAAUCUUUGAAAUGGCAGUUUAGGAAUGCUGCUGCUGUGGGACUACUUUGGUGAACAGAUUUUUGCACAGGGGCAGAACCUAGGUAUGUCUUUGCCUUGCCACUGAUGCCCAUUCCUUUGCUGUGGGACAACAGGAUGGACAGAUACCUGGUGAAGGGGGCUCAAAGGGGCCUUUCGCGGAAGGGAGAGGAGCAAAAACAGACGGGAGAAAUACCAGCUGUGUCUGGAGGAGACGAUGAUAACGACGAAAGCACAAGGAAGAGGCCCAGAAGAGAGACCCUUGGGAGCAGGGUCCACCUGGAAGACCCCAGCUGGCAGCACAUUCGGGGGGAGGGCCUGGACUGCAGUUACACCAUCCUGUUUGGCAAAGCCGAGGCGGACGAGAUUUUCGGAGAGUUGGAGAAAGAAGUGGAAUAUUUUACAGGUGCCCUGGCCAGGGUCCAGGUAUUCGGGAAGUGGCACAGCGUGCCAAGGAAGCAGGCAACAUAUGGCGACACGGGGCUGACCUACACGUUUUCAGGCCUUACACUGUCUCCGAAGCCAUGGAUCCCAGUUCUAGAGCUCGUCCGGGAUCGUGUCUCUGGGGUGACUGGACAGACUUUCAACUUCGUGCUCAUCAAUAGGUACAAAGAUGGCUGUGACCACAUCGGGGAGCACAGAGAUGAUGAAAGGGAACUGGCCCCUGGGAGCCCCAUUGCCUCUGUCUCCUUUGGUGCCUGCAGAGACUUCAUUUUCCGGCAUAAGAAUUCUCGAGGGAAACACUCCUCCCGGAGGGUGGAGGUGGUCAGGCUCCAGCUGGCCCACGGAAGUUUACUUAUGAUGAACCACCCGACCAACACUCACUGGUAUCAUAGUCUUCCCAUCAGAAAGAAGAUCCUGGCUCCACGGGUCAAUCUGACUUUUCGUAAAAUUCUGCCUAUUAAGAAAUAACAUUUUUAACAGUU
Nycticebus coucang (slow loris) is the source of this 1335-nucleotide messenger RNA. It is a transcript of the gene ALKBH2, whose product is annotated as alkB homolog 2, alpha-ketoglutarate dependent dioxygenase. Lineage: Eukaryota; Metazoa; Chordata; Mammalia; Primates; Lorisidae. The coding region runs from base 497 to 1321 and encodes 274 amino acids. The transcript is spliced from 3 exons. Gene Ontology annotation, biological process: DNA repair. The record is from RefSeq and is a predicted model, not a curated record.